Messenger RNA from Arabis nemorensis, 447 nucleotides. Lineage: Eukaryota; Viridiplantae; Streptophyta; Magnoliopsida; Brassicales; Brassicaceae. The record is from the annotation of a GenBank genome assembly.
AUGACGACAAUGGCGACGCAAGGGGCUUGGCUACGAAUGGCUGCAGUAUCAUCUUCUUCUUCGGCGAAGUCCGUCCUUAAGUCCACCGUGACUUCAUCGGAGCUUGGAUUUCUCACCUCCCAGCUCAGCGGCAUAAGAAUCUCUCAUGGUCCCAGUGACGUCAUCAGUCCUAUCUCCGUUCCUUCAUUCCCCGGUCUUCAGCCCAUCGUCGCACGGAGAAUCUGUCCUUUUACUGGGAAGAAAGCAAACAGAGCGAACAAAGUUUCAUUCUCUAACCACAAGACCAAGAAGUUGCAAUUCGUCAACUUACAGUACAAGAAAGUUUGGUGGGAAGCUGGGAAACGUUUCGUCAAACUCCGUUUAUCAACUAAAGCCUUGAAGACCAUUGAGAAAAAUGGACUCGACGCUGUUGCCAAGAAAGCCGGCAUUGAUCUUCGCAAGAAAUAG